AGGAAACCAAGAUGAUUCCUAAAAUGUUUCUUUGUUUAACGAUAUUAUUAAUAAAUAUUUGCUUGUUCAAUAAUGUAAGUGGACAAAAUGAAGCAAUAAGACUUCCAAAAAGUCUCCGACCAUACAAGUACUUUCUUACGAUCAGACCAGAUAUCUAUUCACCAAGUACUGGAUUUCCUUUUAGUGGAUCCGUUAUCAUUGAUUUCGAUGUUACAUCAACAACCAACCAAAUAGUUUUGAACCAGCUUAGGAUAAAUGUGAGAAAUUUUUUCCUAGUCCUUGCUCCUGAAAAUACUAUUCCCGGUGCUAAUGUUCCUGGAUGGGCAAAUCCUAUUCAAAACGAUGUACAACAAACUGUUGUCGUUAAUUUAAACGGUACAUUAACAGAAGGAGCAAAAUAUAGGAUGCUAUUGAUCUUUAACGGCGAAAUGGAGGUUGCUAGUAAUAAUGGCAUGUACGUUGAUUACUACGAUAUUGGAGAGGUUAGACGGUACCUAGUGGCCAGUCAAUUUCAAAUCGAUCAUGCAAGAAAAGCCUUCCCUUGUUUUGAUGAACCGGAAUUUAAGGCUGUUUUUAAAGUUACAGUUGAAAGAAAAAGAACAAGACAUGCCCUGGGAAAUGGCGAAUUAGAAAGAACUAGAGAUCUCGGUGAUGGUUGGUUUGCUGAUGAAUUUGCUGAAACUCCUCAUAUGUCCAGCUAUUUAGUCGCUCUUGUAGUAUCUGAUUUUGAGAAAGUUGAAACCAGAAGUCCCAAUGGAAAAUUGGUAAGAUUAUGGGCUCAACCGGAAAAAGCCAAAUAUUUAAAUUUCUCUGCUGGAGCUGCAGGAAGAAUUCAAGAUUGGUUCGAAGAAUACACAGGAAUCGAAUAUCAAACCUCUAAAAUGGAUCACGUGGCCGUUCCAUCUAGAGGAGGUGCUAUGGAAAAUUGGGGUUUAAUUCAGUACGGUGAAAACGAACUGCUCUAUGAUCCAGAAAAUAGCGUCAUGGCAAACAAAGUCAGGGUUGCUCUCGUUCUUGCUCACGAAAUUGCUCACCAGUGGUUUGGUAAUAUGGUAACAUGUAAAUGGUGGGAUGACACUUGGCUAAACGAAGGAUUUGCAGCCUUCUUUCAGUGGCAACCAUUAGAAGCCGUCCUCAACUGGGAUAUUGGUCUUGUCCAAAAGGUUCGUGAUGAAUUCUCUAUUAUAAAACAAGACGAAACAAGCUUAUCCUUACCUGUUCAAAGACCUGAUAUUCAAAAGCCGAGUCAAGCUCAAAGUGGCUUCUCCGGCUUUACUUACAGAAAGGGAGGAGCAAUGCUAAGAAUGCUUGAGCAAAUGUUGGGUAAAGCAACAUUCCAAAAGUCACUAAAGAAAUACCUUGCUGAUUUCGCUUACAAGAGUGCAAUUACUGAUAAUUUGUGGAAUUCCUUUCAAACUGUUGUUGAAGAAGAUGGAGUUACUCUUCCAAAUGGAGAAGUAUUCCCUGUUAAAGAAAUUAUGGAUUCGUGGGUUUUGCAGCGUGGAAUUCCAAUUUUGAAUGUUACCCGAUCUGGAAAUGUUCUUAAAUUCGAUCAACAGAGAUACUUGCAACCAGAUCUUCCUGUUCCGUCAUACACAUGGAACAUUCCCAUCACUCUUGCAAAUGAUGCAUCAGGUGCAGGAAACCUUACAACUGUUCACAUGGUUAGAACAAAAGAGGAUGAAUAUACAUCACCAUCAAGUCUUGGUAGUUGGUUUGCUUUGAAUUCUUUGUCAACCGGAUACUAUAGAAUUAAAUACGGUAGCGAGGAUGAGACAGCAUUGAUAAACAAACUUAAAAGCGACGUCAAUGCCGUUGACCGUAUUUACAGGGCUCAACUUCUUGACGAUGCCUUUUCAUUUACAAGCAAUAAAUACAGAAAAGAAGUGGAGGCAUUGAGUUUCACUACAUUCUUGAAGCAAGAGAACACUGCUGGGACAUGGGUUUCGGCCAUCAACGGCUUAAGUAGACUCUAUGAGAGAUUUACAGACUUUGAUAGUGCAGAAAUUGGAAAAUAUACAAGAUCUAUUGUUGAUACAAUGUUCAAUCAAUUUACAUUUGAACCCAAACCAAACGAAGAUGAUUUCACAGCUUUUUCAAGAGAAAUAGUUAGUUCUGCUGCUUGUUCUUUCGGUAAUUCAGAUUGUAUUAAUAAAGCUAAUGAAUUGGUAAAUAUCUAUAGAGAACAAAAAGAAAACAGAAUUGCUCCAAACCAACGAUAUACUGCUUAUUGUACUUCUCUAUCUUCUGGAGAUAAAAUUAGAGAAAAUUUCUUCUUUUUCGAAGAACAACAGAAAAAAACUAAUGAGUUAAACUAUAACGAAAUUAACGACCUAGUUGCAGCACAAGCUUGUGUAUCUGACCAAACACAGGUUAACAUGUUGGACGAAUACUUGGAUAGAAUAAUUAAAUCGGAAGAUUUAUACUAUUCCGAUUUGGAAAGAGUAACUAGAUUAGUCGCUUUAUCUGCAUCUACAAGGGGACGAAACAGAACUCUUGAGAGAAUAGAUGAACUAUGGGUUGAAGAUUUCCCCAGAGGAAAUAGAGCAACAGUUUUGCUAGCUGUAGCCAGAAACUGUCAUACGCCUUUUACCAUACAAAAGGUUAGAGAUCAAAUGACUCGUCGUCCAGCAGAAGGAGGAGACGAAAUUGUUUACGAAGAAAUUGAAAACGCUUUAAAAGCUAAUGAAGAAUGGACAAAUGAAAAUUUCUCAGAAAUAGAUGAUUGGUUUAGGGAUAAUGUUCAAGCGAACGUUGACGAAAAAGAAAUAUUUUCCUUUAGUCUUUUCGAGAAAAAUUUCAAAAAGUCAAUGAAAUUUUUAGAUUUAAACGAGCAUUUCUAAAAAUUAAUGAUUAAAAGUAAAUAUCUUAAAGGGUAUAGCUAAAUCACAUCCUUUAAAACACUAUUCAUUUCUAUUUUGACUUAUGUUAGAAUAAAAUUAAAAUUUCCAG
Messenger RNA from Dimorphilus gyrociliatus, 2952 nucleotides. The record is from the annotation of a GenBank genome assembly. Lineage: Eukaryota; Metazoa; Annelida; Polychaeta; Dinophilidae.